This is a messenger RNA of Besnoitia besnoiti, 3090 nucleotides long. RefSeq names its product 3'5'-cyclic nucleotide phosphodiesterase domain-containing protein. The record is from RefSeq and is a predicted model, not a curated record. Lineage: Eukaryota; Apicomplexa; Conoidasida; Eucoccidiorida; Sarcocystidae. Gene Ontology annotation, molecular function: 3',5'-cyclic-nucleotide phosphodiesterase activity. Bases 1 to 3090 code for a protein of 1029 amino acids. The transcript is spliced from 17 exons. Gene Ontology annotation, biological process: signal transduction.
AUGAGGGCGUACCGUUUUCCUCGUGGUUCUUCCGAUACUGUGGAGCAGGGGGGGCAUGAAUCAGCCUUCAAGCCUGAACCUCCUGUGGCGUGCACGAGCUUCACUGGUGACUUCAGCCAACCCGCCAACCCGGAUAGAAGAUUGGGCUCCCCAGAAGGUGGGCAGCCGGAGGGCAGGACUCGUCGCUUUUUUCUGAGGCCUCACAUCUGCAUCAGACAGAGUCUGAGGCAUGCGGCACGCGAGCUGCUCUGUGGAGAAACAGACUUCACAGAGAUAUACAGGAGAGCGGUGGCAGUUCCGGAGACCGACAACAAGCUUGCGAAAUGGAGCUCUGCGAAGCUCAACGACCGUUGCCGGCGGAUGACUUCUAGCGUCGGCGCCGACCCAACUUCUCCCUUGAACUUUUUCCUUCUUCGCUUUAAAGAUCCCCAGACUGAGAAAGAAUAUGUCCUCGUUUGCAAUCACCUCUGUAUCGUCAGGUUUGUGUUUCAACUGCUCAUUCAUCAUGCAGUUAUUAUGCCCAUUCUCUACGUGGUCUUCUCUGCCACCGGAGCUCAUAACGACUACCGCAUCUACUUUCCGCCCCUCGAAAUCUUUUAUUCUGUCUACUUCUCGCUCGCUGUAGGCCUGGGCUUGAUUUUGGCCGUUCUCCUCGCGUUCCCUGCCAUUUCGGGGGCUGUUGGUGAGUGGGUGAGGCGUAGGGCCCUGACAACAUCGUACGUCUACAUUUUUCUGAUGGUAACCGGCUACUGUAUACCAUUUGCCGCUCUGGAGCGGUCGUUUGAGACACCGAGGAAAGAGGCUGAAUUCGUCGGCGGAGAUUUUCCGGCUGAGUGGCAGCCGGGCAGCCUGGUCGAUGCCGGUUUAAUUAGGGCCCUGCUGGGGACCGAGCGCAUCUUUGUGGACACGACGUUAUUCUCCGUCUAUCUUUUCGGCUCCUCGAUCCUAUGGCUGGAUCUGCUGGCACCGUCUCUCGUUCGUCUCACAGCAUUUCUCCACAUAUGGAUUCCUUCUGCGUUUGCCUGCAUAUUCGUUAUCGCGUACAUAUACUCACAAUACGUCAACCCUGCUGCGUUGGCUACUGUCAUAUGCCUCUUCUACUCUUUAUCUCUGUGGAGUUAUGCUGGGCGUUACGCCACUGAGCUCCAACAUCGAAUCGUGUUCUUAAACUGGCGGAACUCCCGUGAAAGGCUGUUCAAGCUUGCCGAACAAAGUCAGCAGUCAACGAGUAACUUGACUGCAGUAGACGGAAUGAUGGCGCAUCUGCAUCAGAUGGAUCGGAUGAUCAAACAGCUGAUGCUGCUGAGAGGAUCGGAGGGAUCAGAAAGCCACCUCGAACAGAUGGAAAUUCUUGUGAAAGAACUGGAAGAUACGUUGAAGAACAGCGGCGACAUUUACUCCUUACUGCUUCAGGAGGACGACCCUUUCAGCCGUAAUUUCAUGGAACUCCAUAUGAGGUUGGCACCGCUUAGCGUAGAGCGGAAGAGCCUCGGGGGAUCGAGCGGCCGCGAACAAAGCUUCGGCUCCUUUUGCCAAAAACGGACGUUCUUCAGCAAAGAAGGCAGUAAAGCGGAACAGGCGCCGGCGAGUUUCGAGGAGUUUCAUGCAAGAGUUUCCGCAGGGAACAGAUCUUUCUCCAGCGUGGUGUCUGAGACCUGGCAAGGACUGGCUGACCAUGUCGGAGUAGACUGGGACUUCAACUUGAUAGAGGUUGAAGAGGAGACCGGGCACGUUUUGGUGUUGACUGGGCUUGUACUGUUGGAUAACGUCGUCACCGAUUGGGGCUGUCAGCCCAGCACACUAACAAACUUCUUGCUUUCGUGCGCAAUGCAACACCAGCCUAAUCCGUAUCACAAUCAGCGUCACGCGGCAAUGGUUGCUCAUGCGACGUCAUGGUUGGCAAAUACAGCGGGUGUCCUGGCCGAGUGCGAUAGCGUGGAAAGGGCGACACUCUACGUCGCUGCCCUCUGCCAUGAUUUGGGACACCCAGGGAGGACGAAUCAGUUCUUCGUCACAUCCUGUGAUCCGCUGGCUAUUGUUUACAACGAUAUAUCGUGCCUUGAAAAUUUGCACUGCUGCCUUUGCUUCCGUACUCUAGAGAGGGAAGAAAACAAUGUUUUCUAUCACCUUGACAACGAGCAUUUUCGAUUUGUCAGAUCGAAGCUUAUCGAGGUGAUACUAGCGACCGAUAUGAAGCAGCACUUCGAGGCGAUCAGCCGUUUUCGGCUUCGUAGAUCGGCAGACGACUUUGACGUGGCAACUCGCGUUGAGGAUCGGUGGGCAGUGCUGAAGAUGUCUGUGAAAAUGGCAGACAUUAGCCAUGUGGCACUUCCUUGGGACAUGCAUUUUCGCCUUUCUUGCGACAUCGUGGAGGAGUUCUACCAGCAGGGAGAUGAGGAGCUCCGAAGAGGAAUGCCGGUAUCGAUGCUGUGCGACAGGUCCAAGCAUAACGAGAUGGCAAAAGCACAAGAGGGUUUUCUAGAGUACCUGGCAAAACCCUUGCUCGCUGUGCUACUUGAAGGCGAUCCCACAGGUCGAAUACAGAGGGAUGUCGCUGACCAGAUGGAAAACAAUCUGCAGCGGUGGAAGCAAAUGGCGGCGGAUCAGGUCGUUAUCUCACUACAGCCUGUUGCGGCUCGCACGCAGACGCGAACGUUCACUGCAGCAGCAGUUCGGCGGGUUGCCGGACUGGAGUGCACCCAAGCUAGCCCAUCUCCUUCUCACGUUGUGGCAAGAGGGACAGAGACAGAAGACAAACAAGGUGGAAACACGAGCUCUGAGGCCGGGGGAUGCGUAAAUCAGACACGACGAAUUUCGCCGGCCAGUGGGGCGGAAAUGGAAUCCCCUCCACGCCGGAGACCAUGGACUUUAGGAUUUCUAGUAAAGAACACGAUCUCCAUGAGGAAGUCGGGGCGACAUGCCUCCCUUGAGUGCCCCUCUACUCACGAUCAGGAAGAUGGCGAUGGACAGCGAGAACCUUAUCCGCAAGUGCAGGAUACCUUGAAUUGGGGAGCAUUGCCCUUUGAGGCGACAAACAAAGAAGCUGGGCCAAUUCUCUUCACGCAGAAUGUUGAAGUAAACGAAGCGUAG